Molecule: messenger RNA, 1186 nt
Organism: Drosophila novamexicana
Lineage: Eukaryota; Metazoa; Arthropoda; Insecta; Diptera; Drosophilidae
Product: cilia- and flagella-associated protein 161
Exons: 4
Coding region: 172-1080 (302 amino acids)
Biological process (GO): cilium assembly
Cellular component (GO): motile cilium
Source: RefSeq, a predicted model, not a curated record
AAACAAACAAAUUUUCAAAGCGACAACAGUACUGAAACAAUUUGAAAAAUACGAAAAAUCUCAGUCCAAUUAUAAUUUGAUAAGCAAAUGUUGUACGUAAUUGAUAGACUUUAAGGAGAGUACAGCACACGCACGCACACACACAAACACACAGAGAGACGUAUAGACGCGAUGCCUUGCACAGUCUCCAACUUUGAAUCGGGCUCGAAUCGCUAUCGGCCCAAUGUGCGCAUUGGCAAUUGGUUCGAGGACAUUUGCCUGGAGGAGGACAAAAUUGUCAGCUUCAGGAAGAUGCGCGAUCGCGGCGAGCUGCUGGUUGAGAAGGCGCGCACGCUCUUCGAUAACUUCCAGAAGGAGGUGCAGCUGGCGGCACCCAAGCACGAUAUUACCAUCGGCGCCACAAUCCAGCUGAUGCCUAUCUAUAUGAACAUACUUGAUAUGGACACAUCAGAGCUGCAUCCGGCCCUUUCGGUGGUCAUCAACGAGCACGCAAUACGCACCAGUCAAACCAUUAACGAGGAUUGCGAGCUCACUGUGGCGCCAUCGGAGCGGCCCUGUGUGCGCAACUCCUUUCGCAUUGUCAGCGGGGAUGACCACGAUCGCACCGGGGAGAAGCUCAAGUAUGGCCAGCGCUUUCGGCUGGAGUGCGUCGAGUCACCCGGUGAUCCCAUACUGUUAUACAGCGCACCCAAACUGAACAAUCUUUCACAGGCCAUCAACACGACCUUUAAUUCGCGCAAGUACGGGGAAAUCAAUUUGCCGCUAGGCCUGGUGCAUCGCAGUAAAAUCAUGUGCCACGAUGGAGACAUACCCUCGGCCUUUACCAACUGGUUUUGCAUGCAUGUCGAUCCACACAAACGCUUCGAAAGCGAGGGCGAGACCUUGCCCAGCAACUCGCCUUUGGUAAUUGUUCAUGCGGCCACGAAUCGCAACCUGGCCGCUGAGAAUGUUGUUACACAAACCCUUUUCGGUCCAGAGUUUUUGGUUUCCGUUCAAAACUAUCGCAACGUCUACAAGCGUGAAAUCUGGAAGAAUGUUUGGAUGAUCAGCAAUGGCCAUCACACUCACGCUGCCGUUUAAAACCCCGAAGCAAACACAUAAAUUAUCCGUACUCGGGUGACGAGUAAAAAGUCGUUAAAGCCGACACACUUUUGCCUUAACCAAUAAACACAGAAGGCCAUGGCAA